Messenger RNA from Malania oleifera, 2928 nucleotides. Its product is annotated as protein STRUBBELIG-RECEPTOR FAMILY 5-like. The coding region runs from base 381 to 2489 and encodes 702 amino acids. The transcript has 16 exons. NCBI's taxonomy places the organism in Eukaryota, Viridiplantae, Streptophyta, Magnoliopsida, Santalales, Ximeniaceae. Gene Ontology annotation, molecular function: protein binding; ATP binding; protein kinase activity. Gene Ontology annotation, biological process: protein phosphorylation. The record is from RefSeq and is a predicted model, not a curated record.
AUGGAAUGUAUUGUAUGCACAGAUGAAACAGGGUGAGAGAGAGAGAGAGAGAGAGAGAGAGAGAGGACGCAGUUGAACUCCGGAAAACACUGUCAGGCUCUGCCAUUCCCAGCUUUGGGCCGCGCCUCUCGCUGUCUUGACUCCAAUGUCUCUGCUCUCGACUCCCAUCCCUAUUUCUAGCUCUCUUCCCCUUAAUCUCGCCUGCCAUUUUCCGAAAACUGCAAAAAUUCCAACUGGAAUCCCAAACCGCAACCAACCCAAUUGCAGAAAUAUAUUUCUGUUAUCCUUCUAUAAGGUUAUGACACAGUCGCCGCGGAAUCAACAUCUUUGCUCUCUGAAAUUUGUCUUGCCAUUCAAGCAUUGCAUUUGUUCCUGGGAAGAUGGUGCCCGUCCCAAGAAUUGUAGGGCUAUGGACUGCUUUGUUCUUGGCGCUGCUGAACCCCCUCGUCCAUUGCAAGACCGAUUCCCCAGAUAUCUCUGCUCUCACAGUCAUGUAUAGCAGUUUAAAUUCUCCUUCCCAGCUGACUGGUUGGAAAUCAAGUGGAGGUGACCCGUGUGGUGAAGACUGGAUAGGAAUCAAAUGCUCGGGUUCAUCUGUAACUGAAAUAAAUUUAUCUGGUCUUGGACUCACUGGAUCAAUGGGAUAUCAGCUAUCAAGCUUGACAUCAGUCACUUCCUUCGAUUUGAGCCACAACAACCUUAAAGGUGAUAUACCAUAUCAACUUCCUCCUAAUGUGGUUGACAUGGAUCUUUCUGGGAAUAGUUUCACUGGUGGUGUGCCUUAUUCUAUUUCUCAGAUGUCUGAGCUUAAACACCUAAAUCUUGGUCAUAAUAAGCUUAAUGGACAGUUGAGUGAUAUGUUUGGACAACUGCAGAAACUCUCAUCACUGGAUCUGUCCUACAAUUCACUUUCAGGCAAUUUGCCUCAGAGUUUUGGAUCUCUCUCAAGCCUUGCUACAUUGCAUUUGCAGAACAAUCAAUUCACUGGUUCAAUAAAUGCCCUUGCUGACCUUCCCCUGGAUGAUUUGAACAUUGCAAAUAACCGAUUUACUGGCUGGAUCCCUGAUGAUCUGAAAAAUAUAAAAAGUAUACAGACUGGAGGAAAUUCUUGGUCAUCAGGGCCAGCUCCUCCUUCGUACCAUCAUUCUAGUAGGCAUACAAGCAAAGAUGGAAAAGAAGAUAAGUCUGGUCUGAGUGGAGCUGCCAUAGCUGGGAUAGCUUUGGGUGUUUUGCUGGCACUUGUAAUUGUAAUAGUUUUGCUUUCAAGAAAAUCUGCUUCUCCUGCUCCACAUUUUCUUGAUGAAGAGAGGCUUGGCCAGCUUAGAUCAUUUAGCCCCCUCUCAUCCCAAGAGCUGUCCUCUGAUUUACAUGCAGAUGCACACAAGGAUUUUAAAGGGCUGAAGUCAUUUGAUUCAUCUUCUUCAAUUGCUGUAAAGGUUUUGCAGACUUCUCCUUCAGCUGGCCUUAAGCCACCACCUUCUGAUCGAAUUAGGUCAUUUAAUGAUAAUGAGUUUGCAAAUCGCCUGAAUGUCAAAAGAAGCACUUCUGUUCAUGCUAGAUGCUAUCCUUUGUCAGAUUUACAAUCAGCGACAGGCAACUUUGCAACUGGCCGCCUUCUUGGUGAGGGAUCCAUUGGACGCGUUUAUAGGGCCAAAUAUACUGAUGGGAGGGUUUUAGCUGUGAAAAAGAUAGACUCCUCACUUUUUCAAGAGCAGAGUGUGGAAGAUUUUACAGAUAUUGUUUCAAGCAUCUCCAAGAUUCACCAUCCAAACAUUGCUGAACUUGUUGGUUAUUGUUCAGAACAGAGGCAUAACAUGUUAGUCUAUGAAUAUUUCAGGAAUGGCUCACUUCAUGAGUUCCUACACUUGUCUGAUGACUACAGCAACCCACUUACUUGGAAUACCAGAAUUAGAAUUGCUCUUGGCACGGCACGUGCUGUUGAGUAUCUCCAUGAGGUUCAUUCUCCAUCCUUGGUUCACAAGAACAUCAAGUCUUCCAACAUUUUUCUUGACGUUGAACUCAAUCCCCAUCUCUCUGACUGUGGUUGCGCAACCUUUUAUCAGCGUACCAGCCAAAACCUGGGGUUGGGAUACAAUGCUCCAGAAUGCACAAAGCCCUCAGCUUAUACCCUAAAGAGUGAUGUUUACAGUUUUGGGGUGGUCAUGUUGGAGUUAUUGACUGGGAGGAUGCCUUUUGACAGUUCAAAAUCAAGAACAGAGCAGUCACUAGUUAGCUGGGCCACCCCACAACUGCAUGAUAUUGAUGCAUUGGAAAAAAUGGUGGAUCCUGCCUUGCGUGGACUGUACCCUCCCAAGUCGCUUUCCCGAUUUGCUGAUAUCAUAGCUCUAUGUGUGCAGUUGGAGCCUGAAUUCCGGCCACCUAUGUCAGAGGUGGUGCAGGCAUUGGUCCGGUUGGUUCAGCGCUCGAGCAUGAACAAAAGAGGAGAUGAUCCUGCUGCUUCUCGCCGGAGAGACGACUUCGAUUAUUAAUGAUAUUAUUGAUGAUCCCUUCUAAUAUAUAUACACGACCUUAAUAUUAGUUACUGUAAAUUAUUGUCGCUGUUUAAAGAUACAUUGUUAAUCUGUUGCUAGUAACAAAUUUCAGGGUUCUUUUUUAAUUUCUAAUUUCUGAGGAUCAUGCUUUCUCGAAUACAGAAGCAGGGUCUAAAGAUUUAGGCCUUGUGGCUGUAGUUAAGGUAUGUUCUGUUUAAACCCAUAGGGUCAUAUGGCUUUGUCCUUGAGAGGAAAAGGUGAUCGACAGAUGGGAUGAGGAGGGAAUGAAAUAGCAAUUAUAUACCAGGGAAUGAAAUAACAAUUAUAUAUGGAGACAAUGAUUUAAGUUGUACAUAAAGAAAAGUUUGUAUUAUUUAAUCCGAUACGAUAGAAUAAACAUAUUUAUAGUGAAAUUUGGAAAUAUUUGCUAUUGAUU